Exophiala spinifera is the source of this 1725-nucleotide messenger RNA. RefSeq lists its product as uncharacterized. The record is from RefSeq and is a predicted model, not a curated record. The coding region runs from base 1 to 1725 and encodes 574 amino acids. Gene Ontology annotation, molecular function: DNA binding; zinc ion binding; DNA-binding transcription factor activity. The transcript has 3 exons. Lineage: Eukaryota; Fungi; Ascomycota; Eurotiomycetes; Chaetothyriales; Herpotrichiellaceae. Gene Ontology annotation, biological process: response to xenobiotic stimulus; DNA-templated transcription.
AUGGCGACAGAGAAGACAUCAAGAGACGCGUGCGCACCAAACAAGCCUGUGAACCCUGUCGGCGCCGACGGAGAAAAUGCAAUGGUCGCUUUCCAUCAGAUGGCAGAGCCAGAAAUGGACGACGGCAAGGAAAGAGAGUCCAACCAUCCUAACGGUCACAAAGACAAUCUACCACAGUCAAAACCUCCGUUCACUUCGGAACUUCACAAUCAUGACAUGAGCCCUGUCGCGCAAGAGAGUCCCGACAGACGAGAGAACCGAACGAGCAGAUUUCGGCCUACUAUCGACACGGUCAAAGGCCGAUUCUCGAAUGCACACAGUGGGAUCGUGAUGCCUCGAAGAUUAGGUCAGACCAUGAAUCUGGCCACGCAUAUUCGAUUUCAUUCCUAUGGCUGGAACCUCAACACCCGCUUGGAACCUACAGCGUUCGUCGCGCCGGCGGUAUGUCGGUUACUGACCUUUCAAGACCUGUCCUUCUACAGCCGCAUCUUCUUCCAGGUAGUUGAUCCAGUGUACCACUUUCUCGACCAACAAAGGUUCGUCGAGCAGUGCGCACAAUAUUGGACGAGCGAGAACGAGACACCCACAGAUCUCGGAGCGGUGGUCUGUGGCGUCGUGGCACUCGGGUCAUUUUUCGCCGAGAGCCCGGCAGCCGUCGAGAGUUCACUGAUCGAACAUGCAAAACAAAUCCUCGACAUAGGAUGUGCCUAUGCACCGGGCCGAGUGUCACUGACCCAGAUAGCGGGAUGGAUCCUGCGCACGCUAUACCUCAGGCUGACCACCCGGCCACACCUGUCGUGGUUCUCGUCCUGUUCGACGAUGCACAUUGCAGAAGCCAUGGGUCUACACGUCAACCUCCAGGACGCUGAUCUCAUCAACAAGGAAUCCGGAAAUGCCGCUUCGGAAGUCACCACGUCGCGCGCCGAUCUGCUCGGGUGUGCCGUGUUUCUCAACAUGCUCAUCUCAGCGGAAUAUGGCCGGUCGCGGGUGAUUCUGCAGGAUGCGACGGCAGAGCCCACGUCGCCUUCGAGAUCGAAGUUGAUGGACUUGUGUGACAUCAUGGCCCGCCUCGAGUCGACACUGACACAAGAAGCGAGAACAAAGAUUGUUACGCGUCUCGCCGGUCUACCUCUCGAACCACCGAUAUUCGGCCUCCUCAAGACCGACGUGACCAUACACCUGUUUCGCCGACACCUGCACUCAUACCAGGAGAAGCUCAACUACGACGAAGCUGCACUCUUGCUGUCGAUCAUCAAGGCUGGUUUGUCGGCGGCUCGGGUCCUGAUCCCCCAGCGACAAGCCUGGUGGAACGUUCUGUCCACGCCAUUCCAGUCACUCAUGACUCUUCUGGCCAUCGACACCGACGAGAGUUUGUCCAUGAUUGAAGACACCAUCUCUGUCCUCAGCCUCGUCUACAACACCUUUCCCGCACACCUGGCCGGUGAAGUUCUCCAGACUGCGCAGCUGUUGAUACGAGGGCUGGAGAAGCGAAAGAUCAAACAAGCUCGGAUGCUGAGCAAAGCCUGCAGCGACACCCAGUCGACCUUUGACACCCCGUCAUGUUCCAAUUCUUCCUCGGGUCCUGCCCAGGCCGUCGAUCAGGCCGAGGCGGUAUUCGACAAUUGGUUGACCGGGGACGUAAGCUGGAACUGGCUUGCGACAGACUCCAACGUGCUGCAGAGUGGGAACGUGGGUGCUAACGCCGAUAUGUUCGGCGUUGGUUGA